UUCUUCUCCUUUGACAUUACAGCUACCCACAGACAAGGCAAACGUUUCUCCUAGCACCAUGUCUCUCCAAUUUUCUGGUGGAUCCAGGCACACUGGCUUACAGUCUGGCUCUGGAUCUGUCAGACCACCCAGUGGAAGCGCAGGCCUUGCCAGCAGCAGUGUGUGUGGCAGUUCUGUUGCUGGAAGUGGAUUUUCCUAUGCCUUGGGAGGGGGAUUGGGUGGUGUUCCUGGUGGAAGCCAUGCUGGUGGCACCCUUGGAAAUGCUGUAUGUCUUAGCUUUGCUGGAAGUGAAGGGGGACUCCUCUCUGGGAAUGAGAAGGUGACCAUGCAAAAUCUCAACAACCGCUUGGCAUCUUACCUGGAUAAUGUGAAAGCUCUGGAGGAGGCGAAUGCUGAAUUAGAGAGAAAAAUCAAGAAUUGGUAUGAAAAAUAUGGACCUGGAUCUUGCCGUGGACUUGAUCAUGACUACAGCACAUAUCACCAAACAAUUGAGGAUCUUAAAAAUAAGAUUAUCUCUUCCACAGCUACUAAUGCUAAUGUCAUUCUACAAAUUGAUAACGCCAGACUGGCUGCUGAUGACUUUCGGCUAAAGUAUGAAAAUGAGCUCGCCCUUCACCAGAAUGUAGAGAUGGACAUCAAUGGACUGCGCCGGGUCCUGGAUGAGCUGACCCUCUGCAGGACUGACCAGGAGCUGCAGUAUGAAUCCCUGAGUGAGGAAAUGACGUAUCUUAAGAAGAACCACGAAGAGGAAAUGCAAGUUCUGCAGUGUGCGGCUGGAGGUAACGUGAACGUGGAGAUGAACGCGGCCCCCGGGGUGGACCUCACGGUUCUGCUGAACAACAUGCGAGCUGAGUACGAAGCCCUGGCCGAGCAGAACCGCAGGGACGCCGAGGCCUGGUUCCAGGAGAAGAGCGCCACCCUGCAGCAGCAGAUCUCGGACGACGCGGGCGCCGCCAGCUCCGCCAGGACCCAGCUGACCGAGCUGAAGCGCACGCUGCAGACGCUGGAGAUCGAGCUGCGGUCCCUCCUGGCGACGAAACAGUCCCUGGAGUGCUCCUUGACCGAAACCGAGGGCAACUACUGCUCACAGCUGGCGCAGAUCCAGGCUCAGAUCGGGGCCCUGGAGGAGCAGCUGCACCAGGUCAGGACUGAGACUGAGGGCCAGAAGCUGGAGCAUGAGCAGCUGCUGGACGUCAAGGCCCACCUGGAGAAGGAAAUUGAGACCUACUGUCGCCUGAUAGAUGGAGAUGGAAAUUCAUGCUCCAAAUCGAAAGGAUUUGGAUCAGAAAUCUCAGGGAAUUCAUCUACAGAUGUAUCCAGAACCACACUGGUAAAGACAGUGGUUGAAGAGCUAGAUCAACGUGGCAAAGUUCUUUCAUCGAGGAUUCACUCUAUUCAAGAAAAAACUUCUAAAAUGACCAACGGAAAGGCAGAACAAAGGGUUCCCUUCUAGCUGUCAUUGCCGGGAAAAGAAUAACUUGGGAAAGGCUCUAGUACACCUGCAUUUUUCUAAAUAUAAGGGAGAAUAAAAACACUUUCUACUCUAAAAGAUAAGUUACUUAGCCAAAAUACCUGUUUUCUUAGUGACUUUUACAAGAUGUUAGGUGUUUGCUUUCAAAUAAAUAAAAGUUGAUAUAUACACAUUUCCAU
Messenger RNA from Castor canadensis (American beaver), 1650 nucleotides. RefSeq names its product keratin 28 (gene Krt28). Gene Ontology annotation, molecular function: structural molecule activity. Gene Ontology annotation, cellular component: cytoskeleton. The record is from RefSeq and is a predicted model, not a curated record. Lineage: Eukaryota; Metazoa; Chordata; Mammalia; Rodentia; Castoridae. Gene Ontology annotation, biological process: epithelial cell differentiation; hair follicle morphogenesis; intermediate filament organization.